AAAAACAGAGUAAGAAGACGAAAGAAUCAAACAAAGCUAACAGACGAGCAUGUCGUUCAUAUUUAGCAGCGCGACAGAGCUCGGCACCUCACUUCAUUUCCUUUCUUCCUCACAAAAUUCAUUUGGGCUCACUCCCAUCAUCCCCACCCCACUUCCUUCUUUUGCUUCAAACAAACAAGAAUGUUGACCUCUACAAUGUCAGAGAACACCACCUUGUAGCUGCAGUUAAUGCUCUUUCUGUCUUGGUUCUCGUUCUUAAAGGACCCUUUCAACUACCUCCACCUAUUAUCUCUUAUCCCUCUUAAUUUCCUCCUCCUUCUUCUUCUUUAGAUUUUUUUUUUUGGAAGAGCAACGCUAGUGCUUUCUUUUUCUCUGCUUUAUCAAUUUGUCUCUAUUUCCCUCGGUCCCUUUUUGUUUUUGUUUGUUUUCUUCUCUGUUUUUUAGGAUUUUAUCCUACCAAUACACUGUUUGUAUUUUGUAAUCGUCAUCUUGAGUUUUUGUAUCUUGUCUCUUCAAAUUCUCUUGCAGCAGCCUUUUCAUUCUUGGGCAUUUGUUAUCUGUGGGAAUUGUACCCUGUUUAGAAGAUUCUCUUCUUUACUCUGUUUUAUUUCUCUUUGCUUUGCUUUCCUUUUUCUUUCUCACCUUUUGGUCGGACCUUCUGAGGCUCGGUUUGGCUCUUUGUUUUCUUAUAGUUUUAACACCAUUACUUUUGUAUUUUCUUCUUAAGUGGAGAAUAAUUCCUGACUAGGGGAAUUUCCCCAGACAGCUCGCUUUUGCUGAUAUCAGUCAAAAGGUUUCCAGGUUUAUACCAUGUGGCUGACAAUUCUCGCUUUAGUUCUUCGUUUUCGAUCAUCUUGUUGAUUAACCAGCUAGUUUCCAGAGGUUUCUCAAAUGGGUUCUCUCCGAUUUUUCCUUAUUAUCAGUCUUUCGUGGAUUUUUUUCCCUCCCUUUACUCAUCAGCUACAAACUUCUCAGACCCAAAUCCUGUUGCAGAUUAGGAAGCAUUUGGAGUUCCCAUCUUCCUUGGAAGUUAUGGACGCUUUCGAUGGCGACCUCUGCAAUGUUUCUCCAUCUCGAAAUAUGACUAUUGCGUGCCAGGACAAUGUAGUCACUGAACUCAUAAUUAAAGGGGAUAAGCUUGUCGAUUUUAAAGGGUUUAAUGGGUUUCCAAUUCUAAAUCAAACUCUAUCUGAGAGGUUUUCAAUGGAUUCCUUCGUUACUACAUUGUCAAGGUUAAGUAGCUUGCGGGUUCUCGGCUUAAUUUCUCUGGGUAUUUGGGGGCCACUUCCUGAUAAGAUUCAUCGUCUCUCUUCUCUUGAAUUCUUAGAUUUAAGUUCGAAUUACAUAUAUGGUCAAAUCCCUCCUAAGAUUUCCACUAUGGUUCAACUCUAUUCAUUGGUUCUUGAUGGUAAUUUCUUCAACGAUACAGUUCCUGAUUGGAUUGAUUCUCUAACGAACCUUACAUUUUUGAGCUUGAAAAGCAAUCGACUGAAGGGUCAAUUUCCUUCUUCAUUAUGCAAAAUUAGAACAUUAGCUGAUGUUUAUCUGUCUCAGAAUGAAAUCUCUGGGGAAUUGCCUGAUUUGAGUGCUUUAGUCAAUUUGCAUGUACUGGAUAUUAGAGAAAAUAAGUUAAACUCUGUUCUUCCAGUCAUGCCAAAAGGACUAGUUACACUUCUACUUAGCAAGAAUGCUUUAUCUGGUGAAAUUCCCAAGCACUUUGGUCAGAUGAAUCAGCUUCAACAUCUUGAUUUAUCAUCCAAUCGACUGACGGGCUCGCCACCUUUUUUCUUGUUUAAUUUGCCGAACAUUACAUACCUAAAUUUAUCUUCAAAUAUGAUGAGUGGAACUCUUCAAAACCCUCUAAGUUGCAGUGCCAAACUUGGGGACGUUGAUAUUUCCGAUAACAAGUUAACUGGUACACUUCCGUCUUGUUUGGGAAGUUCUUCAGACAAAAGAAUGGUUAAAUUUAGUGGGAAUUGUUUUGCAACUGAUUUGCAACACCAGCAUGAAGCAUCAUUUUGUGCAGAAUCCCUUGCAGGAACAGGAAAGUCUAGAAGAAAAGAAAAACUGUUGAUUGUUGCCUUCAUCAGUGGAGCUAUAACUGUUAUAGUGCUUUUAGCUUUGGGAGUUUUCUUUUUGUACCGUAGGCUGUGCGAAAGAACGGUACAAGAGCAGCCGGUACCACCGAAAGCUGUACAAGAAAAUUCACCUGCUGCUGUUCCAUCUGAACUACUAGCAAAUGCCAGGCUUAUUUCUCAAGCAAUAAAGUUAGGUGCUCAAACUGUUCCAGUAUGUCGAUCAUUUUCUUUUCAAGAGCUAAGGGAAGCUACAAAAAACUUCGAUAAUUCAAUGCUCUUGGGAGAAGGUUCUAUAGGAAAGCUCUAUAGAGGAAAAUUGGAGAACGGGACCCUUGUUGCAAUAAGAUGUUUAGUUUUAUCGAAGAAAUAUUCAGUUCAAAACCUUAAAGUUCGGCUGGAUGUUCUUUCGAAGCUUCACCAUCCCCAUUUAGUUGGCCUUUUUGGUCACUGUAUGGAGGGAGAUGGACUUGACAACUCAAAUGUCAACCAAGUUCUUCUUGUAUAUGAGUACGUGUCGAACCGGAAUUAUCGUACCCUUUUGUCAGAAACUUAUCCAGAGAAGGUCCUGAAAUGGUCGGAUAGGUUGACAAUUUUAAUUGGAGUUGCCAAGGCCAUUCACUUUCUACAUACAGGUGUUAUUCCUGGUUCAUUCAACAAUGGACUGAAAACAAACAAUAUAUUGCUUGAUGAACACCGAAUUCCAAAGCUUAGCGACUAUGGCACAUCAAUUAUCACUGAAGAAUCUGAAAAGCAUGAGACAAAGGGAGAAAGCACAAAAUCAAGCAACAGGAGAAACUUGGAGGAGAAUGAUGUUUACAAUUUUGGAUAUAUAUUGCUUGAAUCACUUGUUGGGCCUAUUGUAACUGGAAAAGAAGAAACAUUUCUUCUAAAUGACAUGGCAUCCUUUGGCAGCACGGAUGGCCGGAGACGAAUUGUGGAUCCAGUAGUUUUGACCACUAGCUCCCAAGAGUCGUUAUCAAGAGUUAUAUCUAUCACAAAGAAGUGCAUAUCUCUCGAUACAGUGUCUCGACCCUCAUUUGAGGAUGUGCUGUGGAACUUGCAGUAUGCUGCUCAAGUCCAGGCCUCUGCUGAUGCUGAGCAAAAGUCUGAUUCCGCAUCUUAGUUGUAAAUAUUACAAGUUGUUCGAAACUCGACUCGAGUCUUCCUACAGUCGCAACAAGGCAACAACGAGUUUCAUGAAGAUCAGGUAGGCAAUAUUUUAAGCUGCCAUUUCUUUCAUUUCAUGUUCUCCACAACUGAUGUAAAAAUGUAAAUGUUAGAGAGAAAACUACAGUACCUUAGAGUUCGUUUGAACAGUGGAUCCCUUCUUGAAGAGCAACAGUAGAGUAUUACAGUGAUGAUUGAGAUGAGUGAAUUUUAGUCAAAAGAAAAUUUUCAGUGAAAAAGUUUGCUAUCAACAAUGAAAAUUAGUUUCUUUCACCCAGAA
Molecule: messenger RNA, 3525 nt
Organism: Cucumis melo (muskmelon)
Lineage: Eukaryota; Viridiplantae; Streptophyta; Magnoliopsida; Cucurbitales; Cucurbitaceae
Product: probable inactive leucine-rich repeat receptor-like protein kinase At3g03770
Exons: 7
Coding region: 892-3201 (769 amino acids)
Biological process (GO): protein phosphorylation
Molecular function (GO): receptor serine/threonine kinase binding; protein kinase activity; ATP binding
Source: RefSeq, a predicted model, not a curated record